This is a messenger RNA of Trichoderma breve, 4428 nucleotides long. RefSeq names its product ABC transporter domain-containing protein. Bases 1 to 4428 code for a protein of 1475 amino acids. Gene Ontology annotation, cellular component: fungal-type vacuole; membrane. The record is from RefSeq and is a predicted model, not a curated record. Gene Ontology annotation, molecular function: ATP hydrolysis activity; ABC-type peptide transporter activity; ATP binding. The transcript has a single exon. Gene Ontology annotation, biological process: transmembrane transport. Lineage: Eukaryota; Fungi; Ascomycota; Sordariomycetes; Hypocreales; Hypocreaceae.
AUGGGAGACCUUUUCAACAUGGUGGGAUAUCCCGCCAUGGCUGGCAUAGACAUGAACAAAAUCCUUCUGUCGCCCUCUUCCCAUUCCCAUUCUCAUCCUCAAUUUCCCAUCCUUCAGAAACCACAUCUACCAGGCCACAGACCUUCUCCCGCCAUGGAUGUUACAAUCACUCAAGCGCUUUCUAUCAUCUCCGCCGCCAUCUUCACCCUCUACAUCAGCAGAAAUAUCAUCAGGGAUCAGCUACCUCUAUGGCUAAGACCAUUUGCUCAAGAAACCGAGCCCGAUGGGUUCAAGCGACGCUUCUGGUCCUUCUGGACCAUCCCCCUGCUUCUCAUUAGCGUUGCUGGUGUCGUCCUCUCUUUUGUUCCCGUCAUCAUCAACCCAACUCGCUACUUAUAUCUCUGGGAAAUGAUUCCGUGGACUUUUGCUCUCCUUAUCACCAUGAUUGAUCGCCCGACCAAGACUCCUCGGCUCUUGUUAAUCCAAUAUGUGGCCAUUCUCGGUGCUAGCACCGCCAUAUACGCCGUCCGGUUCCUGGAACACACUCUGUACGCCCUCGACUACUUUCGAAUUGCGAGAAUGGCUCUCUGCUUCUUGUCCAUCAUCCUCAUCGGCAUGAUGCCUCUCCGUGAGCCUUCGUGGGGGAACAAGGACAUUGGCCAACCAGGCGGCCAACCAUCGCGCAAUCUUCGUAGCCCAGAGGACGAUCUGAGUCUCUUUCGCUUCUGGACCAUGAGCUGGGUCAAUCCCCUGGCCGCGCUCUGCCGCAAGAGGGAAAUCACAGAGGAAGAUGUCUGGCAGCUCCCCUACGAGUUCCAGCAUUCGCGCCUGUACAUGGCCUUUCGCGACCUUCAGGGCAAGCUUCUCUUGUGCCUUAUUGAGGCUAAUGGCCUUGACCUGUCCAUUGCCACGCUGCUCGCCGUGUCCGAGAGAGUUGCCGAGGUAUCCAACAUUCGACUGACGAGCAAGCUUUACAACGCUCUGGAUUCCGGCAAUCCUGCCGAUGCUACCUUUUGGUGUCUUGUGAUGCUGGUUCUGGAUGUCGUUCGCCAGCUGUGCAAGACGACGUCCUCUUGGUACUCUCGCAAGGCAUAUGAGCGCUCUCGCGGAGAGGCCUUCAUCGCUCUCUUUGGCAAGCUCCUGACUCGCGCUGUGCCAGGCUCAGACGUGACAGAGAAAGGCGCCGAUGAAGAAGGACAGGCCACUCAGGCACCUAAUACAAAAUCCAAGACCUUCUUUGGCAGAAUGCUUUGGAAAAUGUCUGGCCCUCCCAAGCAGAGCUCCAAAGCAGUCACCGGCCCAGCCUCCAACGCCAAAGUCGUCAAUCUGGUUCGAGGAGACACGUAUGAAAUCUCGCAGCGAUUUUGGGACUUUUCAAAGCUCGUGUCCCAGCCCAUCAAGGUCGCUGUCACCAUGUGGUACCUCAUUGACAUCAUGGGCUGGCCUUCAGCCAUUGGCUUCGUGCUCAUGAUUGUGUUCCUGACGAUUAAUUCGGUGCUGGUUCGCAAACUGAUCAAACUCGAACGGCAGAGGACAACCAUUUCCGAUAAACGUGCGCAGGCCGUCUCCCACUUCGUCGAGGCCAGUCGUCCCCUCAAGCUCAACGGCUGGACAGCCACUUGGAGUACUAGAAUCAUGAAAUUCCGAGCCAUGGAAAUGGCCAAGCGUCUGAGUAUCGCCCACGUCUCUGCUGCCAUUUCUACUGUCAGCGUCACUGGCGGAACGUCUUAUCCCCUGGCUAGCAUUGCCUUGUACACCCUCAUCCUUCGACAGGGUCUACCCAACGAUGUCAUUUGGCCGUCGCUGCAAUUGUUCUCUCAACUGGAAAUGAGCGUCAAGGAGGCUUUUGAUCUCAUCUCUGCCUACUGGAAAGCCACCAUCCCCAUUGAGCGAGUCAACAAGUACAUGAGCGAGCCCGACAGAGACGACAUCUCCAAUAGCCCCAGCAGCGUCACAGAUAUUGAAUUCCGCAACGCAUCGUUCUCCUGGCCUUCAACUGACAAGCUUAUCCUCCGGGAUCUCAAAUUCAAGUUCGCCAGGGGCCUUACCGUCAUCAGAGGCAAGGUCGGCGCCGGCAAGUCCAGUCUUCUCCUCGCCGCCCUCAACGAGAUGGAGCUUCACGAAGGCGAUCUUAUCAGACCGGACGUCCCCGUGGCCUAUGCCCAGCAACUCCCGUUCCUGCAGAACAAGACGAUACGAGAAAACAUAGUCUUUCACCAGCCGUUUGACUCUACGAGAUACCGCCAGGUUCUGCAUGCGUGCGCUCUCCUCCCUGACCUUGCUUCGCUCCCUGAUGGAGAUCAGACAAAGCUUGAAGAAGGCGGCGUUGGCCUUUCUGGUGGUCAAAAGGCCCGUGUAGCCCUUGCCAGAGCGGUUUACAGCCAGUGCAGGAUUAUGCUCCUUGAUGAUCCGCUGGCUGCUCUGGAUCACGAUACCGCCACUGCCAUUGUCCGCCGCUUUCUCCAGGGUCCUCUUGCCGAAGGUCGCACCAUUGUCAUGGUGACUCAUCGAGAUGAUCUUGUUCUCCGUAUUGCCGACCAGGUGAUUGACCUUGCUGAUGGACAGGCAACGGUGCUUUCAGAGGAGCAGGUCAAGCAAGAGCUCGAGCACCCCUAUCAUGAAAGCGGAAAGACAGCACACGAUGACACCGAGACGGCUCACGACAUUCACGCCGAGGAUAUUGCUAUGCUCAAGGACGCACCAGAAGAGCCGGCCAAGACUGGAAGCGUGUCCCUCAGCGUCUAUACCGAAUACAUCAAGGCGGGUGGAUGGCAUCUUUGGGUCUUCCUCGGGCUUGCAUACGGCGCAUCUCGGUUCCUCGACAUAUCGAGAGCCCGACUGUUGGAGGCUUGGGGCGCGGAUUCUGCUGCAAAUGAUACAAAAAACGUCUACUGGAACCUCCCCAGGCCAGAUUCUCAUCCUCUCCCCUGGCUUCUCGUACUGGCUGGUCUCUCUGCAGGACAAAUCGUGACAUAUGCAGCCGCUCAGCUUCUCCUUGCUCGAAUCGGCGUCAACGCAGCUCAGGGUCUCUUCAAGGGUGCCAUUGACAGGGUCAGCCGGGCUACAUUCCGCUAUCACGAUACGACGCCGACGGGCCAGCUUAAGAACCGGCUCAUCGCCGACAUGGGCAUGGUGGACGGAGGCAUUGUGGCGCCGUUGGAGUCGUUUGUCUUCAACUUGAUUGCCCUUGUCAUGAGCAUGGUGGCCAUUGCAACUCACCAGCCAUUGUUGCUUGCUAUACUUGGUGUUGUUGCUAUUCUAUUCGUCUACUUCUUUAGAAUCUACGUACCCGUGUCGCGAUGCCUCCGCCGCAUGGAGAUGCGCUACCUCACGCCCAUCAUCGCCAACAUCGGCGUCAUGCAGGACGGCCUCGUCACGAUCCGAGCUCUACGGGUGGAAAAGCACUUCCAAGACCGCCACUUGGAUGCCGUCGACGACUUUCAGAAGCAGGACCACUUCUUCUGGAGCAUGGCGUUUUGGCUCGACUUUCGUCUCAGCUUGAGCUCCGUCGUUACUCGCACCGCGCUGAUUCUGUUCAUGAUUUGGCGGAGGAUGCCGGCCAGCGCCGUUGGUUUCGUCUUGACGCAGACCAUCAUUGCCAUGUCUGCCGUGCAGCAGCUCUGCGAGAAAUUUGCACAGCUGCAGCUCGAUGCCGUUUCGCUGGAGCGAGUCAACAUGCUGAACCAGAUCCCGGAAGAGCCCAAAGGCGAGCAAGAUCCGCCCGAGGACUGGCCCAGACCUUGUGACAAUGUCAGGUUCGAGCAAAUGUCCUUCAAGUACGGCAGCCAUUUACCCUCAGUGUUGGAUAAAGUGUCGUUUGAGAUUCCCGGAGGCUCGACGUGUGCCGUCCUGGGCCGUACAGGAUCUGGAAAGUCGACCAUUGCCAAUGCCCUUCUCAUGACGCAGGCGCCUUUUGAAGGAACUCUCAAGGUAGGCAGCGUCGAUCUAUCUCAAGUCGAUCGAACGGCUCUACGAAACCGCAUCACGUUUAUUCAACAGGAUCCGACCCUAUUCCCCGGCACUCUGCGCGAUAACAUCGAUCCAGGCGCCGAUUUCUCCAACGAAGAGUGUCUCAACGCAAUCCACCGCGUUCUCGGGCCCGAGUGGAAUCUGGAAUCACAGAUUGAUGCCGCGGGCAAGAACCUCAGCCAAGGCCAGCGACAACUUGUAGGUAUCGCGCGGGCUGUCCUUCGACGAAGCGGACUGGUCAUUCUCGACGAAGCAACUGCUUCGAUUGACCGUGCCACGGCUGCAACGGUGCAGCGAGUCUUAAGGUCGGAAUUGUCUAAGAGCACGGUGAUUACGAUUGCGCACCGGCUGGAGGCUGUGGAGGACGCGACGUGGUGCUUGAGGUUGGAUCAUGGGCGGGUGGUUGAGUGUGGACCAGCGAGGGAUUUGGCGGGCAGUGGAGAGAGAAAUGAUGAGUGA